Salvia splendens (bonfire salvia) is the source of this 1019-nucleotide messenger RNA. Its product is annotated as 50S ribosomal protein L18. Gene Ontology annotation, molecular function: 5S rRNA binding; structural constituent of ribosome. NCBI's taxonomy places the organism in Eukaryota, Viridiplantae, Streptophyta, Magnoliopsida, Lamiales, Lamiaceae. The transcript has 4 exons. The record is from RefSeq and is a predicted model, not a curated record. Gene Ontology annotation, cellular component: ribosome. The coding region runs from base 160 to 657 and encodes 165 amino acids. Gene Ontology annotation, biological process: translation.
UCUCGUGGAUAAGAUUCACUACGUGCGGCUUCACCACCGCUCAAGAAGGCUCUCUAUUUUUUAAAGAAAAAAUUGAAGUUCAAAACGCAACGCACUCACCUCUUCUGUAGCUGCGAUGUUUGAUGAUUGAAUGCCUGAUACAAAAAAAGAGAAUAAAUCAUGGCGAUUGCUUCUUGUUUUAAUCCAUUGAAAUUCCAUGGAUGUGAGAUAUUUGGAGCUCUUCUUCAUAGAUCCAGUAUUCGUCCUCUCGCCUCUGCAAAUGUUGCGAUGAAGCCUCUGGUGAUUGAAGCAAGAGCGAAUCAACGGACGGAGAGCCCGAAAAUUCGCAACAGAAGAACAAGGAAAAAAUUUAACGGAACAGCAGCGCGGCCGAGGCUAUCGGUAUUCUGUUCGGAGAAGCAGCUGUAUGCAAUGCUGGUUGAUGAUCAGAAUAAGAAGUGUUUGUUUUAUGGAAGCAGUCUGCAGAAAACAGCGCGAAAGGAUCCUUGUUGCUCCACUGCUGAGGCAGCAGAGCGGGUUGGGGAAGAGCUGAUCAAGGCUUGUGAAGAUCUGAACAUAAUGGAGAUAUCAUCGUAUGAUCGGAAUGGGCUGAGUGUGGGACAGCGGUUGCAAGCCUUUGAAGUUGCGAUUGGUCGAUAUGGUUUCUUGAAUCGCUAGAGAUGUCCGUUCUGGUUUUUGCUUGCUGUCUAGAAGCAAAUGUGUGUGCUAACUGCUACAAAACAGCAAACUUUAACCGUUUCAAUUGUAACCUUUUUUAUUUUGUUGGAAGAAAAAAAGUGUCCUGCAUCCCGUGUACUUAGCUCAUUCACAAUAGGGAGCUGUCCCACUGGCGGUCGGGACGGCUCCUUUUGUGGCAGCCGAGCUGUGGGAGGGCGGUGGCCGGCGCCGAGGGAACGGGCUUGGCUGUGGGCGGACGGCGCUCUCUCGGUGCCUAUUGCGCGCCGAGCGGGAGCCGUCCCGAAUGUUUCCUAUUAAUUUUUUUUUAUGUCAACUCUAUAUAUACAACUCAUUGCACUUUA